Aureobasidium melanogenum CBS 110374 is the source of this 1632-nucleotide messenger RNA. RefSeq names its product adenine nucleotide alpha hydrolases-like protein. The transcript has 3 exons. The coding region runs from base 1 to 1632 and encodes 543 amino acids. Lineage: Eukaryota; Fungi; Ascomycota; Dothideomycetes; Dothideales; Saccotheciaceae. The record is from RefSeq and is a predicted model, not a curated record.
AUGUCGCUAUCAGCAGCAAUCGACCAGGAGGCCAAGGACCUGCGGAGGGACUUUGAGCUCAACAACACUCGCAAGAAGUCGGCCUUGCCCCCACUCCCGUCUCCAGCUCCUACCAAACCCACCCCACCCACAAGCCCUGUCUUGUCUCACAGAGCUAUGGCUCCUACGACUGCUGCCCGCGGCAAGCCCGCAUUCCCUGGUGAUCUUGGUCCCGGUGACCCACGACGCAGCUCCAGACUGCCCGGCGACCUUGGCCCAGGAGAUCCCAGACGCAGCAGCAACAGGCCCGCCAAUCCAGAUGGCACUCGCUCGGCAGCACGCAGUCUGAGUCCCACUCGCAGUAUCAGCCACUCUCUCAACCCGAACGACAAGUCUCCUUCGCAACGCAGACUAUCAGAUGCCGGUUCUAUUCGUCCCCAGCUCGGAGACGGAGGUGUUCGCUUGCAAAAGGACUACGACAAUGAGUCUGCCAGCAGCGACGAAGAGAGCAGCGAUGAACCAGAUACUGAUCACGAAUCGUCGCGAGGCAGAGGCCGCGCCAGAGUUGGCAAUGCUGUUGGCGUCACUCCCGACAGCGACGACGACGAACCCUCGCCUCCCUUGAAUGCUGACCCAACUAUUACUGUUACUCCACCCGCCACAGACCAACCGUCCACGGCCUCAGCCUACUCGUCUCGAAAGCCCGACGUCCAUCCCAGCACUGCCUUUGACUUUGCCGCAUCAACAACCUCUACCCCUGUGCACUCCGACGACGAAGAACAUCUGUCCGACUUGCGUCGUGCCCAACGCCUCUCGCUCAAUAUUUCUCCCAUCCACAGUACUCCCUCUGCGCAUCGUGUCAUUCGUCAGAUCAUCCGUGGCGACUACCUCUACUUCCAGCGUCAAGCUGAAGAAGGCCGUAGGAGGCAAAGAGUUUAUCUUGUCGCUACCGAUCUCUCUUCCGAAGCCGAGUAUGCUCUUGAAUGGACUAUUGGUACUGUUUUGCGCGAUGGCGAUACUCUGCUGGCAGUUUACGCAGUUGACGAGGAGUCUGGUACUGGUGGUGUCUCUGAAGGUGUUGAGAUUGGACACGGUGCCGACGUCGUCAAAGACACAGCCACUAUCGUGCGCUCCAUGACUGCAGAGAGUAUGACUCCUGCAACACUGCCGCGAGAUAGUAGCACCGCAAGAAUGGCCUUUAGCGAGAGAAAGGACAUGUCCAAGGCCGAGCAAGAUCGUUUCCGUGCUGCUGAGGACAUCAGCCAACGUUGUGUUAAAUUGCUUCGGAAGACUAGGCUCCAGGUUCGUGUUGUAGUAGAAGUCUUCCACUGCAAGAGUCCAAGACAUAUGAUUACCGAGGUGAUCGACUUCUUGUCUCCCACUCUUACUAUCCUGGGAUCAAGAGGACGCUCCCAACUGAAAGGUGUCUUGCUCGGCUCGUUCAGCAACUACCUCGUGACCAAGUCCAGUGUGCCAGUCAUGGUUGCCAGAAAACGACUUAGGAAACAUUCCAAACAACGCUUGCACAAGGAUGGACUGCCAGUGGCUCAAGCCGGUGACGGAAGAAUGCGCUAUAUCAGAAUGUCCAAUGUCCUGGAAGCACCUGGUACAAAGCCCAGAGCUAGAGGCCUGGCUGGAGCCAAGAUUGAUUGA